Molecule: messenger RNA, 1029 nt
Organism: Cyclocybe aegerita
Lineage: Eukaryota; Fungi; Basidiomycota; Agaricomycetes; Agaricales; Hemipholiotaceae
Source: the annotation of a GenBank genome assembly
AUGAUCCAUUUCUGGAAACCCAGCAUCAUCGUUGGCCACGGUGUCGAGAAGAACAUGCAGGGAACUCACCUCGCACUGUUUAUUGACCAACGUUCUGGCCUUCAAGAACAUUCUCCAUCGUCGUGGGCAGCAGCGAACGAUCUUAGUCCAAGAAGACGAGCUGCGAGGCGGGAGGAAUCACCUACAAGAGCGGAAAGGUCGUGGGCGGUGUUCUGGGAUGUCCAAAGAGACCGACUAACAUGCAAGGAACCCACCUCGCAUUGUUUAUUGACCAACGUUCUGGCCUUCGCAAACACUCUCCGUCGUCGUGGCACGGGGCAGGGAUGGAAGGGCGGCGGCAUUGAACGUUCUGGGUUCAAGAAGACACGGGAGGAGGCACCUACGAGGGCGGACAGGUCGUGGGCGGCGUUCUGGGAUGCACAAAGAGACCGACUAACAUGCAAGGAACUCACCUCACAUUGUUUAUUGACCAACGUUCUGGCCUUCGAGAACACUCUCCGUCGUCGUGGCAUUGGGCAGGGUGGAAGGGCGGCAGCGAACAUUCUGGGCUCAAAAAGAUGGGCUGCGAGAAGGGAGGAGGCACCUACGAGGAAAGACAGGUCGUGGGCGGCGUUCUGGGAUGCACAAAGAGCACAAAAACCUCGACUCCGACCACGUGGAUCGCUAGCCCCUUCCUCGUUCAGCAGCGUGUUGGACCUUGAAGACGUGGGUGGGUGUCUGGGUGUUGGGUCCGAGGCGCUGUGUCGAGGGCGGGUGGCCGUCGAAGACGGGGCAUCGAGGGCGGCCUUCCAGCUCGUUGUCAGCGUAGAAAUGAAGGCUAGAGACGAGGCACCCGCUCUGUCUAAGCAACAUAGUUGGAUAGACGCUUCCGCAGCCUCGGACAACCUCCCCUCAUCUUCCUCUUCCCUAGCUCAACGUCAGAAGAUUGUAAUACCCAUCGAAGCGCGUCUCAAGGGGAAGGGGCUGGCGGAUACAUUCUGGAUCUGUCGUCUACGGGAGAGGGCGGGGUCCAAGACCACUCUCACGUAA